Magnolia sinica is the source of this 2405-nucleotide messenger RNA. RefSeq lists its product as uncharacterized. The coding region runs from base 151 to 2133 and encodes 660 amino acids. The transcript has a single exon. Gene Ontology annotation, molecular function: ADP binding. NCBI's taxonomy places the organism in Eukaryota, Viridiplantae, Streptophyta, Magnoliopsida, Magnoliales, Magnoliaceae. The record is from RefSeq and is a predicted model, not a curated record. Gene Ontology annotation, biological process: defense response to other organism.
AUGAUAUUACGUGGAGAGGUUCGAUUAUAAGGGGCCGGGCCCGGGCUUCACUUUGGGCCCGGUGUGGAUUAUCUAACCCGGCCCUGGUUCCAUUGUCACCUUCUCUUCAAGCUUCUCUUUAAGUAGCAUGCACCUCUUGUAGUCGAGACCAUGCAAGUUGUUGUUAAAAUGUCACAGCUAAUCCUCCUUUUUCUGAUAAACAAGUUCGUGGAUGCUGUUAACGAGGAAACUACAUCCAACUUGCCCUACAAAAGCAUGUUUUUGAAGAUCAAGGAUGAUCUAAAAAAGGUCAGCAACUGGAUCUCUAAUGAUCCAUCGAUUCUCUCCGAAGUAAAGACCGAAGGUCCAUCCGCUCUCUCCAAAGCAAAGACCGAAGAUCCAUCUGCUCUCUCCAAAGUAAAGACCGACGAUCCAUCUGCUCUCUCCGAAGAAAAGACCGAUGAUGCAUCUGCUCACUACAAAGUAAAAGCUGACGAUUUACGAGAGUCUAUGUACAGCCUAGACGAGAUCUUGAGGGAGUGCCUGAUGCUGUCCAAGAAGCGCAAGGAGAGGGGGAAAAUCUGCAUGAAUUUGUAUUCUCCCCACGAGCUGUGCACUCUAAGCAAGUUCAAUGAGAAAUUGCAAAAGAUCAAGCAGUAUCUCCACGGCAUCCGGAGUAAUAUACCGCCUGGGCUGGAGGAUUCCAUCCGCGGUGGUGCACCAGACACAAAAGAAAAACGUCUUCAAUGGACUUCGAGCGCCAUCGACGAGACUAAGAUAUAUGGGUGGGACAAGGAUGUGGAGGAGAUCAACAAGGAACUCAUCAAGGAGGGCACCGAUCUCAACAAAGUCGGGAUCGUCGGCAUGUUUGGCAGUGGAAAAAGCACAUUGGCCCAGAAGAUAUUCGUGAGCGAGGACGUGCUCGACACCUUCCCGCUCAGAUUAUGGGUGUGGGUCUCGCCACAAUGCACAAAAGAAGAGCUCGUUCGUAGGAUGCUUGAUAAUCUUGGAGUGGAAGAGGAGGAAAUCGAAAAGACUCUCGAGAUCGAUCCGACCAAGAACAAGAUCGGCGUGUUGCUGUUCAUCCUCUACCUCCAGCUGCUAGACAAGAGGUAUCUCAUAGUGUUUGAUGACGUUUGGAACCUCGAUGGUUGGUACUGCAACUUGCAAGAUGAACCACCCGAAGAUAAGGAGUGGGACCAUUUGGCUCAUGGGCUGCCAAAGGGUAACGGGAGCGCGAUCAUCAUCACGAGUAGGAAGGAAGACGAUGCGAGGAAGAUGGUCGGCAAGGGGAAGAUAUAUACUCCCAAACCUCUUAUAGGAGAUGAUGGGUGGACCUUGUUUAAGAGCGCAUUUGAAGAAGAGGUGAAUACGUUACCGGCUGAAGAUGCGAAGACGUUGACCCUUGAGUCGUUGAAAGACUUGAAACAGGAGAUCACUAUCAAGUGCGGUGGCCUUCCGUUGGCAUUGAUCACAGCCGGGAAGGAGAUGGUCCAUGAGAAAUUGAAGACGGAACGGGAGAAUGUUGGGAUGGAGAUGUUGCAAUAUGUUAAACUGAAAGAUAAGAAUCCUGUUCAAGAUGAAGCGCAAGCUGAGAAACAGAAAGACAAGGCCACUGUUCGUGAUGGAGAGCAAGCUGAUAAACAGAAAGGGGAGGACACUGUUACUGGGGAAGGCUCCGGCCACUCUGUUCGUGAUGGAGCACAAGCUGGGAAACAGAAAGCGGAGGAUGAUCAUAUUUCUGAGGAAGGAUCUUCUCACGCUGAUCGUGAUGGAGCAGAAGCUCAGAAACAGAACGUGGAGGAGGGUGUUGCUGAGGAAAGCUCCAGGCAAACUGUUCGUGAUAGAGCUCAAGCUGAGAAAAAGAAAGAAAAGGUUGAGAAAAAGAAAGCGAAGGAUGCUGUUGCUGAGGAAAGCUCCGGGCAAACUGUUGGUGAUAGAGCGCAAGCUGAUAAAAAGAAAGAAGAAGCAGAGAAAAAGAAAACAGAGGAUACUGUUGCGGAGGAAGGCUCUGGUCACGCUGUUCGUGAUGGAGCUCAAGCUGAGAAACAGAAAGCGGAGGAAGGCUCUAGUCAUGCCGUUCGUGAUGGAGCUCAAGCCGAGAAACAGAAAGUGGAUGAUGCUGUGGAAGAAGGCUCCGAUCACGAUGGCUGAUUCAUUAUGCUAUUUGCGUUUCGAUUAGCUGUUUUCAUUUACAUUUGCUUUUCGCUUUCAUCUGAUGGAUUGUUUGGCUUGUAAUCUUAUCAGAUCGUCGACAAAACGAUCUAUGUUAGGGGUUUUUUUUUUUUUUGGUGGGUUGAUUGUGUGAGUUUCUUUGUAGGCAUUUGCAUUACUUUAAUGAAAGACGCGUUUGGAUGUGCAAUUGAAUUGAAUCUUGCAUACUCAAGAGAAGAUCAGAAACACAAGCUGCUUCCCGUUUCCUUGAA